CUCUGGUUUUCUCUCUCUAGCGAUAGUGUUGUGGAGCCCAAAACUGGACCUCUGCUUUGCUGGCUUCAAGCUCUUCAUUGUUGGUCUUUUAUGGGGUUGUCUCCUUAGACAAUAUAUAGAGAGAGUCUUUCUUAGUUGGCCAUUUUCACUUCUCCAUGGUAUGUUCCUUCUACAAUCUCAUCAUCAACACUCCACUACCCAAAAGGAAAACCCACCACAACCCAAUUUGAGUUUCUUUUUUCUCUGUCGAUGGUUUUGAUUUUGAUCGAUCUAUAGAUCUGAUGCCCUGAAUUUUGAUUCCCACUUGAAGUUCCUGUUCUUGAACUGUAAAGGAAAGCUGCUUUGCGAAAGUGGUCAAAUUGAAGUGUUCACCUAUUGUUCUAAGAAGUAGAGGAGAAGAGACUUCACAAUUGGGUUUUGUUUCAAACCCUCGAAGCAUGAUUUGAGGCGUGAUUGUACAGUUAUUGCUUUCGGUUGUCUUGUUGUUUUAUACUGGAUUCUUUUUGUAAAAAAAUUGAGGGACAUAGAAUACAUAAUUGUGGUUUUGGCGAAAGAGUAGUUUUGGGUGCCUUAAUGAGGAUUAUUUGGAGGGUUGUUUGGAUGAGAUGAGGGAUGUUAUCUGGGUUGAUGAACCUUUUGAGGGCCUGUUUUCGGCCAAGGUCCCAAGAGGGGCUCUUAUGGUACAAAGAUCAUGGGCAUCACUUCAAUGGUGAAUUCUCAAUGGCUGUAGUGCAGGCCAACAAUUUACUGGAGGAUCAGAGCCAGAUUGAGUCUGGCAGUCUGAGCUUGCACGAGUCUGGUCCAUUUGGUACCUUUGUUGGUAUUUACGAUGGUCAUGGCGGUCCAGAGACAUCACGUUUUAUUGCGGAUCACCUCUUUCAGCAUCUCAAGAGGUUUACUGCAGAGCAACAGUCAAUAUCUGUGGAUGUAAUAAGAAAAGCAUAUCAAGCGACAGAAGAAGGUUUUGCUUCUAUUGUGGCCACGCAAUGGCCUACGAAGCCACAAAUUGCAGCAGUUGGAUCUUGCUGUCUGGUUGGUGUUGUCUGCAGUGGAACUCUUUACAUUGCCAACCUGGGUGACUCACGUGCUGUUUUGGGGAGAGCUGUGAAGGCAACUGGGGAAGUUCUGGCCAUCCAGCUAUCAGCAGAACAUAAUGCUUGUAUAGAGUCUGUGAGGCAGGAGUUGCAAGCCAUGCACCCUGAUGACUCACAGAUUGUAGUUUUAAAACACAAUGUAUGGCGCGUAAAGGGGCUUAUACAGAUUUCUAGAUCCAUCGGUGAUGUAUAUUUAAAAAAGGCUGAGUUCAACAGGGAGCCUUUAUAUGCAAAGUUUCGUCUUCGCGAACCUUUCAAAAGACCAAUAUUGAGUUCAGAACCAUCAAUUUCCAUGCAUCAGCUGCAGCCACAUGAUCAAUUUGUCAUAUUUGCAUCUGAUGGGCUUUGGGAGCACUUUAGCAAUCAAGAAGCAGUUGAUAUGGUUCAACGUCACCCACGGAACGGAAUCGCUCGGAAGCUAGUAAAGACUGCGCUGCAAGAAGCGGCAAAGAAAAGAGAAAUGAGAUAUUCCGACCUGAAGAAGAUCGACCGUGGUGUACGUCGACAUUUCCACGAUGACAUAACAGUAGUAGUUAUGUUUCUUGAUUCGAAUUUUGUGAGCAGGGCUAGCGCUGCCAAGUCUCCUAAUGUAUCGAUUAGAGGAGGUGGAGUCAACCUGCGUCCAAACACAUUGGCUCCCUUUACCACGUCGACGGAAGCUGGCAAUAACUGAUAAAGUUGUAUGUCAUGUUUUUAUCUGUUAUUUGUUUCUCUCGCGUGAAUACUCAGGUAGCUUCCAGGAGAGAUACAAGGAGCGAACCUUCAGUUCUUUAAUGUAUGCUGUUACUGUUAACUGGGAACCAAUGCUCGCAUUUAGCUUGUGUGUCAAAAACACUUACAGAACUGGAGAGGAGUAGUACAAGUUGACAGUUACCUAUAUACAGUUGUUUACUUGUGUGGUUUUCUACUCUCUUCAGUGUUAUGCUUGGUGGACUAUUAUUAGUUCAAGCCAGGUAACAGCAUACGACUUAGCAUGGUGGUUGUCAAAGAUUUUUACCAAGCUCCAGUUUCUGUUUCUCCAAUAAUGGAUUUCUGUGUUUUUUGGUAAGUAAAGGACCACAGAAGGGCUAAGCCAAAACUAUGGCUUGGAGGAUCAUAUCCGCUGGUUAGCUACCAUUGUAAACUAUUGACAUACAGGAAUAGAUGUGUUUGGCAGUGCGUUUGCUCCUA
Molecule: messenger RNA, 2264 nt
Organism: Tripterygium wilfordii
Lineage: Eukaryota; Viridiplantae; Streptophyta; Magnoliopsida; Celastrales; Celastraceae
Product: probable protein phosphatase 2C 60
Exons: 5
Coding region: 613-1767 (384 amino acids)
Biological process (GO): protein dephosphorylation
Molecular function (GO): protein serine/threonine phosphatase activity; cation binding
Source: RefSeq, a predicted model, not a curated record